AUGCAAUCUUUAAAGAGAAGUUUCAAGAGUGUUACAGGAAGCUUAAAGAGGUUGAAAACCAUCGAAAACUGGAGGAAGACGAUUCUUUUAGUCUGUGUCGUUGCUUUAGGUAUCGACCCUUUGUUUCUCUUCAUCCCUGAGAUUGAUUCUCCAAGAUUCUGCUUCUCUUUCGACAAGAAGCUUGCAGCAGCAGUUUCUGUCCUGCGUACCGUCAUCGACACGUUCUAUCUGAUUCACAUCAUUUUUUAUUGCAUCACCGAGCUCAUUGCUCCUCGCUCUCAAGUAUCUCAUAGAGGCGAGCUAAUCCUCCAUUCUAAGCCUACAAGGAGAAAACAACUCUUCUUCUUCUUCCACUUGGCUAUUGACAUUCUUUCUCUUCUCCCCAUUCCUCAGGUUGUGGUUCUGACUCUGAUUAAACGGUCAGACUCGCUGGUGUCAAAGGGGAUAAUGAAAUGGAUUAUACUUAGUCAAUACAUACCAAGAAUCGUUAGAAUCUAUCCACUUGUCAAGGAAGUGACUAGAGCCUCUGGCACGGUAUCGGAAACAAAGUGGAUCGGAGCUGGUUUCAACCUAUUCCUCUACAUGCUCCACAGCUAUGUGUUUGGAGCGUUCUGGUACGUGAGUGCAGUGGAGAAGAGAAACAAAUGCUGGCGUGAAGCGUGUGCUAAGAUACCAGGAUGCGAUCUCAGGAACCAGUACUGUGGUGCAGAAGGUGGAGGAAGCAACGGUGUCUAUCUCAACACUUCUUGCCCAUUGAUCGACCCUGAACAGAUCACAAACUCAACGGUAUUCAACUUUGGCAUGUACAUUGAUGCAAUGAAUUCAGGUAUCGUUGAGGUAAAGCCUAGAGAUUUCCCAAGGAAGUUCUUCUACUGCUUUUGGUGGGGUCUCCGUAAUAUUAGUGCUUUGGGACAAAGCCUCAAGACAAGUAACUCUGUAGGGGAUAUCGUUUUUGCUCUCAUCAUAUGCGUCUCUGGUUUACUCUUGUUUGCUGUUCUCAUUGGAAACGUUCAGAAGUAUUUGCAAUCAAGUACUAUAAGAGUGGAUGAAAUGGAAGAGAAGAAGAGAGACACAGAGAAAUGGAUGUCUAAUCGGAUGCUACCAGAGUAUCUCAAGGAAAGCAUUAGAAGACAUGAGCAUUACAAAUGGCGAAAAACUAGAGGCAUUGAAGAGGAAGCUCUUCUUCUCAGCCUUCCUAAAGACCUCAGGCUCCAAACCAAAAACCAUCUUUACAUGUCUCUCUUAAACAAUGUUCCUUGGCUCAACAUGAUGAAUGAUAGUUGGCUGCUAGAGGCACUCUGCGACCGCGUGAAGUCUGUGUUCUAUUCAGCGAAUGACUACAUAGUGAGAGAAGGUGAUCCUGUUGGGGAGAUGCUGAUUGUAACGAGAGGCAGUCUCAAAAGUAUGAGCAUAUGUAGUGAAACAAGUGGCCACUACUACGAUAACUCUUACCUCAAAGAAGGUGACGUAUGUGGAGAUCUUCUCUUUUGGGUUCUUGAUCCACAUCGUUCUUCGUCCCUUCCCAUCUCAAACAGAACAGUCUUGACUUUAACCGAUGUUGAAGGAUUUGUUCUCUUGCCUGAUGAUCUCAAGUUUGUAGCUUCUCAUUUAAACCGCUUUCAUAGCAUGAGGCUCGUACACAUGUUCAGGUUCUAUUCAGUGCGUUGGAGAUCAUGGGCGGCAUGUUUCAUACAAGCAGCAUGGAGAGGACAUUUCAGAAGGAAUCAGCUUUCUAAGAUCUUGAUGGCUAAAAGAGAACAUCAGAGAACUCCACAACUCAAGCUUGGAGCAGCUGUCAAUGUGUCGAGGUUUGUGUCCAAAGCAUUGAGAAAUCGACGGGGAAGCACGUCAGAUUGUUCUAGCUCAACACGUAUGUUACCUCACAAACCAGCUGAUCCUGACUUUUCAAAGGAGGAGUCACAUAGUGUUUGA
Messenger RNA from Microthlaspi erraticum, 1932 nucleotides. The record is from the annotation of a GenBank genome assembly. NCBI's taxonomy places the organism in Eukaryota, Viridiplantae, Streptophyta, Magnoliopsida, Brassicales, Brassicaceae.